Molecule: messenger RNA, 3419 nt
Organism: Anopheles merus
Lineage: Eukaryota; Metazoa; Arthropoda; Insecta; Diptera; Culicidae
Product: AP-1 complex subunit gamma-1-like
Exons: 9
Coding region: 571-3228 (885 amino acids)
Biological process (GO): receptor-mediated endocytosis; Golgi to vacuole transport; intracellular protein transport
Cellular component (GO): membrane coat; AP-1 adaptor complex; Golgi apparatus
Molecular function (GO): clathrin-cargo adaptor activity
Source: RefSeq, a predicted model, not a curated record
UCGCUUUCCCUUGCCCCCUUCUCCUCAGUGCGGACAGGAGGCAGUGUGUGUGUGUGUGGUGUGUGUACUAUUUCAUCAGACAAGUAAUCCCUGCACGGAGUGUGAUUCAGCCGGGUUUUACGGAAUCAUCGUACGGCCAAAAGUGCAAUUUUAUGCAAAUCCCGCGCGGCAAAUCUGUGAAAACAAACGAAGAAGUGAUAAUAACAGCAAACAGCAGUGUUGCUGUAGCGGUUUACGGACGUCAAAUUGCACUGGGCUUACCACCUGAUAUAUCAACUCACUUUGAGCACAGUGCAACUUAUCGCUGCCAAGGCAACCGAAACAAAACAGUUCAGUGAGUGAGUGAGUUUAAAAUAAGCGUGUGGUGCAUUUAAAACAAGGGCAAAGGAAACCCCCUAUCCAUGCUCCAUGUGCGUUGUAAGUGUUGUGAGCUGCAGUAGAAACUCAACAAGGCAUAUUUAAACGCACACACACACCCAUUCGAGUGCAGUGUAGUGCUAGUACUAUCGCGAUUUUUUCCUGCCAAAGUUUUGAAACCGGGUCUGCAAUACACACCGUCACCUACGAACCAUGUACCCGUACUACGAAACCGACUGGAGCAUACUGCCGCCGGAACACAAUCGAAGAUACAGUCCCGGCUUGACGAUCAACAACAUCAAACAGGUGAUCAAUGAAACGAUCGAAACCAAUAUUUUGCGAAAGCCGGCCCCAACACGGCUGCGAGAGCUGAUCCGACAGAUCCGUGCCUGCCGGACGGCGGCCGAGGAGCGUGCCGUGGUCAACACAGAAUGUGCCUACAUCCGAAGUACCUUCCGCGAGACGGACUGCAUCUGGAAGUGUCGCAACAUGGCGAAGCUGCUGUACAUCCACAUGCUCGGCUAUCCGGCCCACUUUGGCCAGGUGGAGUGCCUGAAGCUGGCCGCCAGCGCCAAGUACACGGACAAGCGGAUAGGCUACCUCGGCGCGAUGCUGCUGCUCGACGAGCGCACCGAUGUGCACGUGCUGCUUACCAACUGCCUUAAAAACGAUCUCAACAGCCCCACACAGUUCGUCGUCGGCACGGCACUGUGCACGCUGGCCGCCAUCGCGUCGCCCGAGAUGGCCCGCGACCUGUGCAACGACGUCGAGCGGCUGAUCGUGUCGACCAACGCGUUCCUGCGCAAGAAAGCGAUCCUCUGUGCCUUCCGGUUUGUGCGCCGCGUCCCCGAGCUGAUGGAGGACUAUCUGCCCAAGUGUGAGGUGUUUCUGGCGGACAAGAACCACGGCAUCCUGAUCGCCACCAUCACGCUGAUUACCGAGAUGUGCGAACAGAGUGGACCGGUGCUGCGAUACUUCAAGUCGAUCAUACCGACGCUGGUGCGCAUGCUGAAAUCGCUCACCGUUACCGGCUACUCGCCCGAACAUCUGGUAAGCGGUGUGAGCGAUCCAUUCCUGCAGGUCAAGAUACUGCGGCUGCUACGGGUGCUCGGGCACGGCGAUGCCACGCAGUCGGAGAUCAUGAACGAUGUGCUGGCGCAGGUCGCGACCAGUACGGAGACGAGCAAGAACGCAGGCAACGCGAUCCUGUACGAAACGGUGCUGACGAUCAUGAACGUCGAGUCGGAGAACAGUUUGCGCGUGCUGGCGGUUAACAUACUGGGGCGGUUUCUGCUGAACAACGACAAAAACAUCCGGUUCAUCGGGCUGCUCACGCUGGUCAAGACGGUGCACAAGGACAUGACGGCGGUGCAGCGCCACCGCAUUACGAUCCUCGAGUGCCUUUCGGACGGCGAUCCGUCGAUACAGCGGUGCGCCAUGGAGCUGUCGUUUACGCUCAUCAACACGCAGAACAUCGAGAUGGUGGUGCGGGAGCUGCUGCGGUACCUCGAGUCGACCGACGCGGAGAUGAAGGCGCUCUGCAGCAGCAAGAUUGUGCUGGCGGCGGAGACGUACUCGCCCUCGAUCCGCUGGCAUUUGGAUGUGCUGCUGAGGAUUCUUACCAUUGCCGGCAAUAACAUCCGAGACGAUGUGAUAUCGUCCACCAUACAGCUCAUCUCGAACAGUCCCCAGCACGAGCAGCGUUUCAUCACGGACAAGAUGUGGGAAGCGAUCAUGAACAUGAACCAGCUCGAGAAUCGGCAGCCGCUGGUGCAGGUUGCUGUAUGGACGAUUGGGGAGUACGGAGAAUCGGGCGGGUUCGAUGAGUUUGAAUUAAUUGAACACUAUCGGCAACUGUUGUGGGCACCGCAGCUUUCAAUCACCACCAAGCAGUACAUUCUCGUGUCGUUGGCCAAAAUCAGCGUACGAAUCAAUGGCUGUACACCCGAAAUUCAAAACAUCAUCAAUGCGUUCCGAGUGCACAUGAACAUCGAUUUGCAGCAGCGGGCGAACGAGUUUUCGCAACUAUUCACCAACUACAAACACCUGCGGACCUCGCUGCUCGAGAAGAUGCCAAAGCUGAAGCUAUCGGAGCUGACCACCUCCGAGUACAAUGCUGACUUUGCGUCCGGCGAAUCGUCCGAGGGGGAACAGCAGCAACAGGAAGAGCCGGUACCAGCUCCAGAACCAUCGAACCAAGACAUCUUGCUCGAUCUUCUGGGCGAUUGCUUUAGCAGCGACGGAAACGGCAACAAUGCACUCGCCGUCGUGCCCGUUACGCAGCCAGCCGCACCGCAAUCCUAUCUACAAACGAGCUUUAAUCAAACCGGCCUGUCCACAAUUAACAACUACAACAAUAACGGUCCGAUGGCACCCGGCACCGACAGCUUCCUCGAUCUACUUGGUCUUGCCGCAGCGAACCAAACGCAACCGUCACAGCAGCAGACAAUCGACUACACACCGGCAACGGCAACAAUACCAGCGAUCGAAGUUUACCACAAGGACGACAUACACAUCCGCUUUCUCGUACACCCGCAGCAAACGACGGUGCACGAUCGGGAGGCACCAUCAACGACCCCGGCCCGCAUCACCGUCCAAACGACCAACGGAUCACAGGCGACGAUCGAAAAAUUCCUGUUCCAGGCAGCCGUACCGAAAGCGUUCGUGCUGACGCUCCGUGAACCGUCCGGCACGGUAAUGCCACCGGGCGGUACGAUCAUGCAGGAUCUGCUGAUUGCGCGGCAAACGGGCCAAAGUGGCGGUGCAGCGAGUGGGCUGCGCAUGAAGGUUCGCUUUUCGUACGAGGUGGAAAACUACUCCAUGAUGGAACAGAUCGAUGUGAACGAGUUUCCCAGCGGGUUUCUACGCUAGCAGCCGGUGAAAGGGUAGGAAGAAAUGUAGAAGCGCGUGGAAAGUUUAACCUGAUUGCCUGCAAGGAUCGCCUUUAGUACUUAAGCAUGGAAGACACAUAAUCGAAACAGUAGGAAGCAAGAGCAAGACAACUGAACACUGUAAUAAAUUCCUCUAUCUACUAGAAAGAAUAAAUAAUGGUACAAACGGAA